GCUACCUUUCCCACUCAUAGAACCCUAAUCUCUCCAUUUCGAGUGAAUUCGACCCUUCCUUUUUUUUCUUACUGUGCUGCCCUUCAUGGAUUCUCCGCUGGCUGCAGGAGGAAGUAGCAUGGUUGUUUCGAAGCCUCGUAAUCAAUUGCGACGAGGUGUUCGCGUGGUGGGCAAGAUCCGCCCCUUCCUCGACUCCGAGAUCACUGGAUCUUCUCAGAUUUACUUGAACAGGUUUUCUGGAGAAUAUGCCUCGGUCACCUUCAGUGAUCAGAGUAACAGUCGUACAGCCUAUAAGCUGGACUGGUGCUACGACCAGGGUGAAAGCAUCUACGAUGUCUAUAAUGGAGAAGUUAAGCAUCUUGUUCAGUGGCUAUUUUGUGGGCGAAAUGCUUGUGUUAUUGCUUAUGGUGCUCGGGGAAGUGGAAAAUCCCAGCUAAUUCAGGGAAAUGAAGAGAACCUUGGCUUAGCAAUCAUUGCUUUAGAUGAAAUCCUAGCCUUUGCCAAUGAAAACAAGGGAUCUGUUUCAGUAUCUUGUUAUGAAAUGUCGCAAGAUCAUAUAUAUGACCUUUUGGAACCUAAAGAGCACGAGGUCCUUAUUCUGGAGGAUGCUGCCAAGAGAAUUCAACUCAAGGGCCUUUCAAAGGUCCCAGUAAACUCUAUAUCUGAUUUCAAAAAGAUAUAUUUUCAUGGAUAUCAUGCUGGGAAGGUUUGCCAGAUGCCUGAUAAUAGCAUACUCAAGAACCAUAGAGGGUUGAUUGUGUAUUUAUCUUUUGUCGAUAAGGAAUCCAACAAUUCUCUUGUUGGAAAGAUUAACUUUGUUACUUUGGCAGAUUAUGAGGAUACAAAACCAAAAGGUCAUGUGAAACCUCAACUAGCUGAGAACGCUAAGAUUAGCAAGUCAUUAUUUGCACUUAUAAAUACUGUGCACGCUCUUAAUGCCGGUGAAAAUUUCAUUCCCUACCGAGAAAGCAAGCUAACUCGCCUGCUGCAAGAUUUCUUGGGCAUAACAAGUAUGGCUGUAUUGUUUACCUGCUUGAAUCCUGUUCUCUGUCAAGAUACUGUCAGUACAAUCAACUUAGCAUCUAGGUCAUGCCAAAUUGUCAAUCAACAACGUUAUCACUCGGCGAAGGUUCUUAAGAGUGUUUCAAGACUAAACCGAUCGGUUAUGCCUUCUUCUGUUGGAAAAUGCAAAUUAUCUGGAUUAGCAAAGAAAAUUGAAUUCUCUAAAUGUGCAUCAACCGGAAAGGAAUAUGCAUCACCAUCUAUGUCAAAGAGAAGGCAAGAAAAGCUAGGAAGUUCCCCAAAGAUGACAAGGGCUUCCUCAUUUUAUUCAAAUGAGAAAGAAAAUGAAUUUUCGGCUGAUGUCAAGGAAAGGGAAUUGCUCAGCAGGGCCAGUUAUCUAAAUAAAAAUGAGAUUAUGAAGGGAAUUUAUGAUUUUGUCGAUCCAAGUUAUGAAGAACACACCAAGCCAAAAGGGGGGUCAGUUUUCUGCCAUACAAAUGAACAAACUAAAAUUCAGGAUACUACUUCUGGACUUGUAUUGGAUGAGAAGCAGCCUACUGAUGCAACCGAUUGCGCCAAGGAUGACAAUGAGAAAUAUUUAGUGGAUGAAAAACCAAAGGAUGCAGCAGCAUCCCCACCCAUAAGUGAAAUGUUGAGAGAAAUGACAAGUUCAAUGAAGCUGCUAAAGACACAAACAAACUGUGUCGAAACACCAAAUAAUUCAGUAUCAUGUCUCCAACACAUUGACAAAGAGCAGAUUGAUCCUCAAACGCCUGAAGUUUCUUUUACAAUGAGAUUAGACAAUGAAAAUAUCUCAUACAUCGGUACUCCCCAAGAUAUCUUUAAAACUCGAAGUACAGGACUGAAGAAAUGUCUAGUGCAAGAUUGUCUUACCUUCCUCAACAGUGCUAGCAAGGAGGAACUGAAGGGAUUAAAGGGCAUCGGAGAGAAGAGAGCUAUGUAUAUACUAGAACUCCGUGAAGAAUCUCCCUUCAAGAGUAUCGAGGACCUCAGAGAACUAGGCUUAUCUACAAAGAAGAUAAAUGCAAUGAUGAGAGGAGCGCUUGGAGACUUUUGAUACGAGUUUCUCCACCUUGAUUCGUUUGUUGACAGUGAGAAGAAUGAUUCACAAGUCUCUCAAUCUGUCAUUGUACUUUGCUCGACUAAUAACCUUAAAAGAAAGUGUGUUUGCCCCUGGGUAAUGGUGACACCUUAGUUUCUCAUAUAUGGAUCAAAUCUCAGUUUCGACGAAUACGGAUAAAUUGUCUUUAAUAGGCGGUUGACCCAAGAAUACUGAGUUGAUGGGCAUCUGUCGUGAGCAUUUUCUAACUUAUUUUGAUGGUCGAUGAAAAUUUCUGUGGGUCAGGGUUAAUUACUCUGAAGAUGUGUGAGUAACCACUUGGUGUCAAUUAAAAAAAAUUGUAUUUUUUUA
Molecule: messenger RNA, 2434 nt
Organism: Zingiber officinale
Lineage: Eukaryota; Viridiplantae; Streptophyta; Magnoliopsida; Zingiberales; Zingiberaceae
Product: kinesin-like protein KIN-10C
Exons: 16
Coding region: 86-2080 (664 amino acids)
Biological process (GO): microtubule-based movement
Cellular component (GO): microtubule; kinesin complex
Molecular function (GO): ATP hydrolysis activity; microtubule motor activity; microtubule binding
Source: RefSeq, a predicted model, not a curated record